Molecule: messenger RNA, 1527 nt
Organism: Dictyostelium purpureum
Lineage: Eukaryota; Evosea; Eumycetozoa; Dictyosteliales; Dictyosteliaceae
Exons: 4
Coding region: 1-1527 (508 amino acids)
Molecular function (GO): transferase activity, transferring alkyl or aryl (other than methyl) groups
Source: RefSeq, a predicted model, not a curated record
AUGGAACAAUUUUUACAAUUAUCAAAUCAAGAAAUUUCAAAUAUUUAUACAUCAAUGAAAGGUUGUAAUACAACAAUGGUAUUCGCCUAUGAUGGAACAAGAAGAACCUAUUUAAUUACUGAAGGUUUGAAAAACUUAAAUGCUGAAUCUGCUGGUGGUGCAUCAACAACCAAUUGUGCAUCAGCCUCAAAUUCAAAUACUAAAGCAAAUAAUAAAUCAAACAAUACAUAUAACUCUAAUACUCAUAUAAAAAUUGAUUAUUUAGAGUACUCUAAAACCGCAAUACAUAAAUUUUUAAAUUUAUCAAUCACAAUGUUUCAACACGGUAUUAAAACUAUUGUUUAUCCAAUGUGGUUUUGUACUUUAGAAAAACGUGGCCCAGAAUAUCUCCCAAAAUUUAUACAAUAUUUAUGGGGUUUAUCUGCUUUAUUGGAAGAUCCAUCAUUGGUUCAACAAUAUUAUGAAAGUGGAAUAAAGGUUGUUUUUUAUGGUGAAUAUAAAAAACUUUUAGCAAGAGUAAAUGACCGAGCUCUUUUAGAAAAAUUUGAAAAGAUUAUGGAGCUAACAAAAAACAAUAACAAAAAAUUAUUAUUAUUGGGAACAAAUAUUGAAGAGCCCUCACAAACAAUUAUUAACAAUACCCUUUCAUAUUUUAAAAAGUUUGGAAAAGAACCCACAAAAAAAGAUUUAGUAAAGGAAUAUUAUGGUGAUAGUAACAUUCAAGAUGUUUCUUUUUAUAUUGGUUUCGAUAGAUUUUCAACUGAUGGUAGACCAAUAUUAAUUUCAGAGAAUGGUGAUGAGGAUUUAUAUUAUUCAGUUUCCCCACACAGUUUCUUUACCACUGAACAUUUCAGAAAAGUUUUAUAUGACCAUUUAUAUCAAAGAUCAUGUGUAAAUGCAAAAGAAUAUGAAUUGAAAAUUUCAGAUGUUGAAAUGAUGAAAGAUUUUUAUGAAUCAAAUGCAGGACAAAUUAUGGGUGUAGGCUGUAUUCAAGAACAAGGUAAUUAUUGGUACCCAUCUCCACAGGUAAAAAUACCACAAGAAUCAUUAAAACAAUCAAUAGCAUCAACAUCUAUUACAACAACUCGUAAUAAUAGUAUCACAUCAUCUCAAAUAACAACCAUAAAACAAAAAUUAUUUAAUGAUAAUAAUAGUAACGGCAUCAAUUUAAUAACAAAAUCAAUUAAAAAACUUGAUAUAAAUAAUAAUAAUAUAAACAACAAUAAUAGUUAUAGUGAUAGUAAUAAAACAGUUCUUAGUAAAAAUGGUAAUAACACAAAAGAAACUGACAAUAUAAAUAAUAAUAAUAAUAAUAAUAAUAAUAAUAAUAAUAAUAAUAAUAAUAAUAAUAAUAAUAUUAAUAAUAUAAAUAAUGAUAAUGAUAAUAAUAUGGUCAAAAAAGUAAAUGAAAAUCAAGACAAUAUUGUGAAUAUAAAUUAUCAAAAUAGCCCAACUAUUAAUAGCAUGGUGUUGAGAUUCCCUAACGGCUCGCCACCAUCCCCAAGAUAUUUAAACAAUUAUGUUUAA